Molecule: messenger RNA, 1319 nt
Organism: Sphaerodactylus townsendi
Lineage: Eukaryota; Metazoa; Chordata; Lepidosauria; Squamata; Sphaerodactylidae
Gene: SOD1
Product: superoxide dismutase 1
Exons: 5
Coding region: 73-576 (167 amino acids)
Biological process (GO): removal of superoxide radicals
Cellular component (GO): nucleus; mitochondrion; peroxisome
Molecular function (GO): copper ion binding; superoxide dismutase activity
Source: RefSeq, a predicted model, not a curated record
GAGGGGCCGGGCCGCGUGGCGCAGGCGCUGGGGCAGCCGGAUUGGUGCGGGCGAGAAGCUGACCGGGGAAACAUGGCGACGAAGACGGCUAACAUGGCGACGAAGAAGGCUGUGUGUGUCCUGGCCACGGACACCAACGUCACCAAGGACAACGUCAGCGGCGUCCUUUACUUUGAGCAGCAGGGUAAUGGACCAGUAUAUAUAUCAGGAAGUAUUCAGGGCUUGACUCCAGGAAAGCAUGGAUUUCAUGUCCACGAAUUUGGAGACAACACAAAUGGAUGUAUGAGUGCAGGUGCUCACUUCAAUCCUGAGAACAAAACACAUGGUGGACCAGGUGAUUCAGAGAGGCAUGUUGGGGAUCUUGGAAAUGUGAAUGUAGAAUCCUCAGGAUUGACAAGAAUUGAAACUUGGGACAAUCUGAUUUCUCUCGAAGGACCAAAUUCAAUUAUUGGGCGUACUAUGGUGGUUCAUCAGAAAGAAGAUGACUUGGGUAAAGGAGGAAAUGAAGAAAGCUUGAAAACUGGAAAUGCUGGUCCUCGUUUAGCUUGUGGUGUGAUUGGCCUUGCUAAGGCUUAGAUCUUUAAGCACAUCAUAUGGAAUGUAAAUGUACCUGUGAAAUUUAAGUUCAGCUGUUAAUUAGGGUGAAAAAUAACCAUUUAAUGUCAUAGCUCUGUUAAAUUCCAUUUAAACUGACAAGUUUGUUUUAUAUAUCUUGUAAUUAAAGUAGCAAUGAAACAUAGUUUGACGAAUUGCCAGUAGGCAGAGACUGGUGUGACACCAGUUUAUUACUUUUCACAGAUAAAGUCUUCUGGGAUAACUUAACCAUUUCACUUUCACCGGAGAAAGUGGUUGAAGUUAUAUUAGCAGUUCUGACCAGCCACUCUUAUGGAAGGAUUUUUCAUUGCUGUCCCUGAUCUUCAUAUGGAUCAAUACUAAUAUUCAGUUAGAAUUUCACUAUUGUGAUAACAAGCUGAAGUAAUAUUACUUUGAACCUUGUUAUAUAGUUCAUUCUUUGACCAAAUUUAAAUACAUUGCAAGAGUUCAAAUGAAGCCUUGAGUUUAUUUUAGCUCUGAAUUAACAUGCAGUGGAAGUUUGUGGCUUACUUAAAGCUGGGUUCUAAAUCAAUGUUUCCUUCUCCCUACCUUUGCUCUCAAAAAUUCAAAAGUUUACAGUUCUGCUAAAUUGCAAUGACAAAAAGUGCUUUAUUCAACUUCAUCUAGGUAGCUGUAGGCUUCUUCACAAUCCAAGCCUGUUCUUGCGCUACAGAAAACAAUGAAACCCAUUUAAAGCUAUGUGAAUAAAGCUGAAACUGAUAGUA